AUGGUCAAUUCGCCGUUUUCGGUGACUACGCCACUGUUCACCCAUUGCGCGACAUCCCGGUCCUAUGUCGACCCCCACACCUAUGAGGACCCCCAACAGGCGGUCAAGGAGUUCACCAAAGAGAUCGACGCCACCAAUAUCACCAUUGAGGCCAUCAUUGGCGGAGGAGAGUUUGGUGACGUAUGUCGAGGCAAACUCCGACUGCCCGGCCGACCAGAGAUGACUGUAGCCAUCAAGACAUUGAAACCGACAUCGGCUGAGAAACCGAGACUAGACUUCCUAACGGAGGCGUCCAUAAUGGGUCAGUUCGAUCACCCGAACGUCAUAUACCUUCAGGGAGUGGUCACCAAAAGCAACCCCAUUAUGAUAAUCACGGAAUUCAUGGAACAGGGAUCACUCGAUGCAUUCCUCAGGGCAAAUGAUGGCAAGUUUCAGCCAGUCCAGUUGGUCAGUAUGUUACGGGGCAUCGCAUCGGGAAUGCAAUACUUAGCGGAAAUGAACUACGUCCACCGGGACUUGGCGGCCAGGAAUGUAUUGGUGAACUCGACUCUGGUGUGUAAAAUAGCCGACUUUGGUCUGUCCCGCGAGAUCGAGAGUGCCACCGAAGGCGCCUACACUACUAGAGGCGGCAAAAUACCAGUGCGAUGGACGGCACCCGAAGCCAUAGCGUUCAGAAAGUUCACGUCCGCGUCGGACGUCUGGAGCUUCGGUAUUGUCUGCUGGGAAGUGAUGUCUUAUGGGGAGCGGCCGUAUUGGAACUGGUCUAACCAGGAUGUCAUCAAAGGCAUCGAGAAAGNGAAGUGA
Oppiella nova is the source of this 804-nucleotide messenger RNA. The record is from the annotation of a GenBank genome assembly. NCBI's taxonomy places the organism in Eukaryota, Metazoa, Arthropoda, Arachnida, Sarcoptiformes, Oppiidae.